UUCUGCAGCUGCGCCAGUGUGGGGCUGUUUUGGAUAUCGGCGCUCGGUAAAAUUUACUUGACGAUUAACCAAGACAUUUUUUUUAUGGCUUUUGCUUAAGAUCAUAUUCGAUUUUACGGAGGCGCAAUCAUUGGAUUCCCUUCAUAUUUGUUCCUGUUAACAUGAGCGACAAGCCUCCAUCUGCCACCAUGAGCACUGUAAAAUCAUCUUUGUUGUCUCUGACGAAGAUGUUUGCUGAUAAAACGCAAGAGUUUUUAAAUGACAUUGACAAUGUCCACAUGGUUUGGCUUGAGGAGAUCCAACAGGAGGCCAAACUGAUGUUCUCAAGUGAUUCUAAUUUUGAACCGGAGUUAAUGCCCAAAACACCAUCACAAAAGAAGAAUAGUCGCAGGAAGCGCGUGUCGGUCGGCCGGCAGGAAGAUUCUCAAUUCAGGCGCAGGCUGUCAAGGGGUCGACGAAGUAAUCUCCGUAGCGUCACUGUCAAGCAACUGGACUUCAUUUCUGAGAAUGCCAUUGCCGAUGUUUCCGCAGCUGACAGCAGCACCAGUGCACGUCCAAAACGCACUACUCGCAAAAAUAAACAAACCAUCGCGGAGAUUGCCGAGGAUGUGAACCGGCCUUCUCGUACAAUCCCCGAGAUUCAAGUUGAGUGUAACAAAAAGCCAGAGCUGGUUGAGGAUGAAAGCGUGGCUAAAAAUACCGAGGUGGACAACACAGACGUCCCACCGGAAGAGCCGUGUGAUGUCAGAAGGCAUUCUCCAAUUAAGAUAGAGUCACCUAACGUUGUGGUCAGCAUCUCUGCAUCAGAGCGUUUGUCUGCUGAGCAAGAAAUCCAGCCCAUACCUUCUCCUGGGCGCAGCGCUGCAAAGAUCGCGAUAGCCGGCAAUGGCAGAAGCUCACGGCGCAGCUCCGUGAGGUGCUCAUUGAAGGCCCGUCGCUCCCUGGCCAGUUUGCGGCACAGCAUGAUGCAGGAGUCUCUGCGCCGUAGCUCUCGGCGGUCCUUGCUGAAGAAGAACGCGGCUCGCAAGGCCAACUCAUCGCGAAGCAGCAUCGUCGACUCCGCUUCUUGUGAGUCCAUGGAAGAGAUAGAUGAAGUAGCAUCCGCACCUGUGACCACAGAUCCUGAAGUUGCCAUGAUCACUUCAGCCGAUCCUCCUGAGCCCGUGUUGAGUGAGCAGCCAUUAUUGGCACAUGUCACUCGUUCUGUGGCGGUAAACUCCCCCAAGCUGGCCCCACCUUCACUGUAUUCUCCCGAGCGGUACAAUGAACAAAAUACAUCAGUUAACAUGAAACAGACCCCACUGCCGAGUCAAAGGUCAACUAAUUGCGUCAAACGCAAAACGGCCUCCCCUCCAGAAAGACCUACAAAGAGGUUCUCUAACCUCAAGAACAAUCAGAGUGCUCCCAGACCGCACAUGAAAUCAUUUCUUCACACUGUGCAGAAGAAUCAGAUGCUGAUGAUGACUCCAACUGCCUUCAGCCGUAGUUCUGUGGUCAAAUCCUUCAUUCGACAGAACACUCCUCUGAAGUUUGACCCAAAGAUGAGCAUGACUAGAGUGGCCAGAGAGCGGCAAAAGCUGGAAGCACUGAGAAAGAAGCAGGAACAGGAAGAGGAGCGAAUGAGGAAAAUGGAGGAGGAGAAAAAAAAGAAGCAAGAGGAGUACAAAAGGAAGAGGGAUGAGAGGCUAAGAAAGGUGAUUGAGGCAAAAGAGAAAGAAGUGCAGAGGGAAGAAGAAAAAAAGAAGAAGAUUGAGCAAAAAAUGGCCGACAUUGAUGAGAAAAAUGAUAAGCGGCAGGCGGCAGAGAUGGCCAAGAAGCGAACUGCCACUAAACGCCAGGAAGAGCUUGAACAGAAACGGAAGCUGGAAGAAGAAAUGAAAAGGAAGAAGAUUCAACAAGCGGAGGAGGAGAAGCGCCAACAAGAGUUGCUGACUAAGAAGGCCAAGGAGGAUGAAUUAAAACCCAAAAAGCUAGCAGAAGCUCGCAGAGCCUUGGAGCUGGAGAGUCAACGCCUAGCUGCUGCUGCUGAAAGGGAGCGAGUUGAAAAAGAAAAGGCUUUCGCUCUGCAACGGGAACUGGAAAGAGCAGCUCGUGAGAAGGAGGAGAAAAGAAAACAGGAAGAGGAACAGCAGAGGUUAGCUGCAGAGAAGAAGGCUGCUAAAGACAAAGAGGCUGCUGCCGCUGCUGCUGCCGCUGCUGCUGCCGCUGCUGCUGCUGCUGCUGCUGCUAUAAAAGUUGCACAGACAAAGAAAGCUGUUCCCCUCAAUGUGACAAUGGAUGUUGAGAAUUCUUUGUUGAAAACUCCGGCAGGAAAAGGUGUCGGCCUCAACGUGACUGUGGAUGUUGAGAAGUCACCACAGUCUUACUCCAUCACUCCAAAGGGUGUCAACAAAACUUUGACUUUGCCCAAAAAUCCAGAAAACUAUGGGAUGGACCUAAACAGUGAUGAUUCUACCGAUGAUGAGUCUAAGCCAAGAAAGCCCAUUCCCUCUUGGGCAAAAGGUCACAAUCUAGAGCAGAUUAUUUUGAGGCAGUACUUCAACCCUCCAGACAUGGAUUCUUUCUUUGGACCAAUCGAGCCGCCAAAACUGGAGAAGCUGUUUUACAAGAGGAAAUCUCGUUACUUUAAACGCACCAGCUCUGCUGUGUGGCACUCACCCCCCAACGCCAGCAAAUACUGAUGGAGUGAUCCCGUGCUGUACGCAUUUUUUUUUUUUUUUUUUUAAUUUCAACUUAAUCCCAAUAAAAAGGUAAUCGGUUUUCAUGGAAAAUAAG
Molecule: messenger RNA, 2775 nt
Organism: Syngnathus acus (greater pipefish)
Lineage: Eukaryota; Metazoa; Chordata; Actinopteri; Syngnathiformes; Syngnathidae
Product: inner centromere protein
Exons: 21
Coding region: 162-2681 (839 amino acids)
Biological process (GO): positive regulation of protein serine/threonine kinase activity; metaphase chromosome alignment; mitotic cytokinesis
Cellular component (GO): meiotic spindle midzone; chromosome passenger complex; kinetochore
Molecular function (GO): protein serine/threonine kinase activator activity
Source: RefSeq, a predicted model, not a curated record